GAUGAGACUCGCGUUUGUGUCAUAGAGGUCAGUUUUUUAUUCUCGGCGGAUGGAUUGGCCGGGAAAGACCUGCUCCGGGGGUCCCUGUGUGAAAUCAUCGUGAGGAUAUUUUGGAGUACCUGAUAGGAACUGAAGACCUGAAGAUGACGGGCCACGUGGCGGAGAGAGACCGGUCGCCCCACAACCUGUCAGUGAAGACGACGUUGGAAGAGGAGCUGGAGAGAUCCGAGAGUAUUCUCAGCAGGGUGCCAUCCGUCUGUGAUGACACGUCCUCGGAGCUGCAAAGAGUCGCCACUCUUGACCCCCAUGGAGGCAACUCCAGGAACUCCUUCCAGAGGACCGGAGCCAUCUCCAGGUUGGUGAACCUGGUGGUGAGACUGAGGGAAUGGGCGCACAGGAGCCUGGUGGAGGAGGAGGAGCGGCCAGACUCCUUCCUGGAGCGCUUUCGUGGCCCCGAGCUGAGAAUGGCCCCCAGUCGCAACAGCAACACGCAACCGGAUGCCAAUGGCAACAAUGCCAAAGGGAUCUUCAGGAAAAAGUGGGAUUUGUUCGUGGUGUCUCCAUCCGAUGAUGCGUACUACCGCUGGUUAUUUGUUAUCACUACAGCCGUGCUCUACAACUGGUUCCUUGUUGUUGCAAGGGCAUGCUUCGACAGGCUACAGGUGGACAAUUACAUCUUCUGGCUAGUGCUGGACUACCUCUCAGACACCAUGUACAUUCUGGAUACUGGGGUUCGACUUCGCACGGGUUUCCUGGAGCAGGGGCUGCUGGUGAAGGAUCCCGCCAAGCUGCGGGACAGCUACGUCCGAACAUUGCAGUUCAAGCUGGAUGUGAUGUCCAUCCUGCCCACCGACCUGGCGUACAUCGCCACCGGCGUCCACACGCCGCAGCUCCGGUUCAACCGCCUGCUGCGCUUCCCGCGUAUGUUCGAGUUCUUCGACCGCACAGAGACGCGCACCAACUAUCCCAACAUCUUCCGCAUCUGCAACCUGGUGCUGUACAUCCUGCUCAUCAUCCACUGGAACGCCUGCAUCUACUACGCCAUAUCCAAGUCUUUGGGCUUCGGCUCGGACACCUGGGUGUUCCCCAACACCUCCCGGCCCGAGUACUCCACCCUGAGCCAGAGCUACGUCUACUGCCUGUACUGGUCCACCCUCACGCUCACCACCAUCGGGGAGAUGCCUCCCCCCGUGCGAGACGAGGAGUACCUGUUUGUGGUGUUCGACUUUCUCGUCGGGGUGCUGAUCUUCGCCACGAUCGUGGGGAAUGUGGGCUCCAUGAUUGCCAACAUGAACGCCACGCGUGCCGAGUUUCAGGCUCGCAUCGACGCCAUCAAGCACUACAUGCACUUCCGCAAGGUCAGCAGGAACCUGGAGACGCGCGUCAUCAAGUGGUUCGACUACCUCUGGACCAACAAGAAGGCGGUAGACGAGCAGGAGGUGCUGAAGAACCUCCCCAACAAGCUGCGGGCGGAGAUUGCGAUUAACGUACACCUCGAGACUCUGAAGAAGGUGCGUAUUUUUAAAGACUGCGAGGCGGGACUGCUGGUGGAGCUGGUGCUGAAGCUGCGCCCGCAGGUCUUCAGUCCAGGCGACUACAUCUGCAGGAAGGGAGACAUCGGUAAGGAGAUGUACAUCAUCAAGGAGGGGAAGUUAGCCGUGGUGGCUGACGACGGGGUCACGCAGUACGCCCUUCUCACCUCCGGCAACUGCUUCGGGGAAAUCAGCAUCCUGAACAUAAAAGGCAGUAAAAUGGGAAACCGGCGGACGGCCAACAUCCGCAGCUUAGGUUACUCGGACCUCUUCUGCCUCUCUAAGGAUGACCUGAUGGAGGCGGUGACGGAGUACCCGGACGCUAAGACGGUGCUGGAGGAACGGGGCCGGGAGAUCCUGCAGAAGGAGGGUCUCCUGGACGAGGACGCCGAGAGCGGCGGGCUGCAGAAAGAGGACACGGACGAGAAGGUGGAGAGGCUGGAGUCCUCCCUGGACACCCUGCAGACCCGCUUCGCCCGUCUGCUCAGCGAAUACACACAAACCCAGCAGCUGCUGAAGCAGCGACUCACUCAGCUGGAGCAGCUGCUGCAUCAGCCGGACGGCGGUGCCGAGGCAGACGUGGAUACGGGUGAAGGCCAGCCUGGGCCUGUUGCUCGUGCCGAUGGGUCACCACGCACACCACUGGGCAACCACAGAACACAGAGUCCAUAGGAAAAGAUUAUUUCACCCAGAAACCCUAGAACCAGACCCACUGAGACAUUAAGCUUUUUUAACCAAACCCAUGAAGCAUUUAUAUGUGGACCCCAUACGGGUUUAAAGGGAUUCUGGUUCCCAUGUGGGUUUAUCUGCAGUUGCACUGUUAUAGUGGACGGUAUCUGUUUGUCUGUAUGAACUAUGAGCAGAACCUGAUUUUUAGGUGGGACCCACACAAUCAACCCCCCUUUAUCCCUCAUGGCACCAUAUAUUUGGCUCACAUAGGCCCCCAUUUGGGACCCACAAAACUGAAAGUGUAUGCGACCCUGUUCAAACCCAGGCCCACUUUUAACCCAGACAAGGCCCACAUGGACUUCUUGGUUGGUUUCAGGAACAUUUUACCGUUUAAGGAGGUUUAAGGAGACGAAUGCGUCACUUAAACCGCGCAGUCUUUGAGUUCUUGUUGAUGCCAAAAGGAGUGUGCUGAAUGUUUGCUGAAAAGCUGGUUUUAAACUUUCUUCCAGAUCAAACCAAGUCAAGUGACGGACAACAUCAAGAAAUGUGAAAAACAAUAAUAAAAGCUGGCAAGACAUUUAAAAGCCACUUUUGUAAAAUAAA
Cololabis saira (Pacific saury) is the source of this 2804-nucleotide messenger RNA. RefSeq names its product cyclic nucleotide gated channel subunit alpha 2b (gene cnga2b). Bases 144 to 2204 code for a protein of 686 amino acids. Gene Ontology annotation, cellular component: plasma membrane; intracellular cyclic nucleotide activated cation channel complex. Gene Ontology annotation, biological process: monoatomic cation transmembrane transport. Gene Ontology annotation, molecular function: protein-containing complex binding; cGMP binding; intracellularly cGMP-activated cation channel activity. The record is from RefSeq and is a predicted model, not a curated record. The transcript is spliced from 7 exons. NCBI's taxonomy places the organism in Eukaryota, Metazoa, Chordata, Actinopteri, Beloniformes, Belonidae.